Molecule: messenger RNA, 3462 nt
Organism: Eimeria acervulina
Lineage: Eukaryota; Apicomplexa; Conoidasida; Eucoccidiorida; Eimeriidae
Exons: 1
Coding region: 1-3462 (1153 amino acids)
Source: RefSeq, a predicted model, not a curated record
AUGACAAUACCGUUGCGGCUGACGCCAUUCGGGUUAGAACAGCGCCGGGCUUACGUACAGCAGGACAGGCAUGACGAGUACUACGAGCAGCUGCUUUCUCCCAGCCACAGCAGAAGUAGCAGGCAGGAUUGUUGUUGCGUCAGCCUUCUGCUGGUGGGAGAUCAAAAUGCUGGCAAGAGCGCUUUGCUUUACUCCCUCGUAGCUUCGAAAGAUCCUAGGUACACAGCAUUCACCUCUCUCUUGCCCAUCAUUCAGGGAGAGUUUUCGAACAGAAGGGAAGUCCCAUGCGGAACUGGUGGUGCUGCUGUUUUUUCUGCCGCGAAUGGGGGAACAGGACCCACGGCGAUGGAGUCCGGCGAUCACUGUACAACGACCGGGACAACUGACGAAGACGAACGCAAACAACCGCAUCACAGGUUGCCAGAACACACGGCAACAGACGAGGAGGACGCAGGUACUGCAGCAUCAGUAGCAGCUGAAGCAGUAGAAGCUUUGGUGUGCAGGUCCCGGGAUGAGCUCCCCUUCCUAGAUUCGGACGUUGCGCGGUCUGCAGCUUUGCUAUCUGCUGAAGACUUCACCUUCUUUUGCACUGAGUUCGGCCUUCAAACGCAGCAGCAACAGCAUCAACAAGGAGACGGCAUUUGGAGGAAGGUGAGCGACAGCCGCUACGUACUGCUUCACUUUCUUGAGUUUGGGGGUGACCAUCUCGACCGCAUGCAUGCAUUCUACAAUCUAGAUGGUUCCUGCAGAAGUAGGAGCAACAGUAACAGCAGCAUGAGCAACAGCACCUGCUACGGAAAGUGCACCUUCAGUAGUAACUGCAGCAAAUGUGACCAGAUGGCUGCGGCGACCCUACUGCUCCUGGAACGCGAUUUUGGAAACCAAAAUGAAGCAUUCAGGGCGCUUUAUGAGUCGGAAACGCAAACACCUGCAAAAGAAGAGGGUGUAAGCGAACGGUUUGCGGAUCAAGCACCGGCGGAGCGAGCAGCGCAAGCUGGGAUACCUAGCGUUUCAGCAACUCGAGCAACCGUUCUCGCUCAGUCUCUCCGUCGCUCCUUCAAGCUGGCUGCCGAAGUCCCGUUGCUUGUUUACUUUGUAAACUGCAGCACAAUGUUUAUUCCUCCUGCAACACGCAAUGUAGCGUCUGCUACUGCCGCUACGGCCGCAGUUGAGCUAAGUGCUCCAGCUUUCCUCAGGUUGUUACUCCGCCUUCACGCUUGCUGCUCGUUGCUUCAACCCAUAGGAAACCGGAGACCCAUUCACUUUGCCUGCUCGCGCCUCUCUUGUCGGUUGGCCACUUGUGCUGUGAAGGAUGAAGUUACGGGCGAUGAAUCAAGUAAAGGCGCAGCAGCUAGUGCUACAGGCUGCUGCUGCAUUGACUUCGACGAAAAAGAAAGUUUCCGCAGGGCUGUAGAGGCGUUGAAAGCAUUUGCUUCGAUGGCUAGUGUCACCAGUGCAGAAGGAGCAGGAGCUUCGGAAAAAGCAACAAGAGAUGAUGCUGCUGCCCCUGUGAGGGUGUCUCUCGACCAGCCGUUUGAGCAGCUCUACUGCCAUUUCCUCUCGGGCACUAACAUCAGCAGCGACAGACGGAACGCCAACAGUAUAAGCUGGGCGCCAUUUGAGGACUGCUGGGGUGUGUCUGCAUGCGCCCGUCUGAAGGCAGAGGAUGAGCAGCUGCAGCAGUGCGCCUCCGUGGUUUUCUUGAAGAGGCUGCUAAGUUUUGUUUGGGAUGUUUGUUCACCUAUUCCGUUGUGCAGCAGUUUAAGUUUUCGUGGUGUGUCAGCAAUUACGGUUUUGGAACGAAACAUUCAUACACCACAGCAGCAAGAGCCGCCGCCGGCGGAGCAGCAGCAUGAGGUAUGGGGGCCCGCUUGGCAGUUGUGUGUUGUUUCGGUAAUUGCUUUUCUGGUUCGCGUCCUUUCCCUUCUAAGUGACUCGGAGGAACUUGCUGAAGCAAGCAUAAAGCCAGCGGAAGGGAGCAGGGCAGGAGCAAUGGUACAUCAGCAUUCAAUGGUAAAUAGAAGGACGCUACCAGCCAUGGAUUCAGGGGAUGAACGGGCCGGUAUUUUUGACAGUAGAGGAUUGAAAAGGGGAGAAGAAAAGCCAGCGCACCAGCACCAGCUGAAGUUUCUACAGCAACAGGAUAUAAUGACAGGUGAAACAGGGCGGCAGCUCAUUGCUCUGUUCUCUGCCUAUCUCAUUUUGCGCCGCCAGCAGGAGCAGCAAGCCCUCCCAAAUGAAGUGUCUCUAGACCUGUGGCUAUCUUGUACCGACUGGAGAGACUUCAUUUCUGAUUUCGAUCCGGUGGAACAGCAGCUACAGCAGCAGCAGGAACGACAGUGCCACCACUAUCAACGGAAGCAGAUAACGCUGCCUUCCACGGGAGAGAUCGUGAUUGCUUCUCCGGUUGAGGGGGAUUGUCUGCUUCUGCUUCCGGCAGCUGCUGCUGCUGGAGCAUUCACCCCUCUGGCGACCGAACUCGUAUCCUUAGGCUGUUGUCUUCCAUGCUGUGCUGACGGGGGCCCUUGGGGGCCCGUCGUCGUGCAACUGCCUAUCAAUAUGCAGCCCAUGAAAAACCGUGUAACCCUGUUGCUACUCCCUGGAGUACUUGAAAAACCCUUAACGGCGGUUCAGCAGCAGCUACAGCAGUUUCAUUAUCCACACGUGCCACUGAAGGAACUGCUGAAAAGGGGAUUAGACCCCUGUCUUGCGGCUGUACGUUUGCCGUUUCAUCCUGCAGUGUGUGGGCUGCUCGACAGCAUCCUCAGCAGCUGCGCGCGAGAGCCGCUCCCUGAAGAUUUCUGGGUGGCAGGAGCUGCUGCGCUUGUUGCAGCUGUCACCGGAUCGGCGAGUGCGUCUACGCUUUCUGGUGCAGAAGCGGCUGGCGCCGAAUCUGGAAGGCGCUCGCAGCUUGCAGUAGCGCGCAGUAUUGUCGAAGCAGCUGUGAGUGCUGCAGCACGAAAUGUGCAGGAGCUGCUGCAGCAAAGAUUGCAACAGGAAAUAUUGCAUAAAGAGAGUAAGAGGAAAGAAGAACUAGGUGAGCAGGCCGUCAUUAAUUCUUUGCAGUUGCUGUUGCACCUUGCUGGGGAUGUAGUCCUUCUGCAGCAAAUGGCAGUUGCUGCCACAUCAGGGAAGGGCACUCCGCAGCAGGAACGAGGGCAGCAGAAGCAGGGAAAGAGCAUAACAAAGCAAGAAUGGCAACACCAUACUUCGGGCCCAUACUGCUCGCAACAUCAGUUAUUUUGGACUGUAGACCUGCAGCCACCAGCAGCAGAAGCUGCAGAAGCAUAUGUAGCUGAAGUGGGAGACGAUGUUCCAACGAUUACAGAAUGCUGUAGUGUACAGGCAGACAAUUCAGAGAUGUUCAAUGGCGCGCUUCAGUCCCUAAAUAGAGAGCUUGCCAUGUUCGGUUUGGUACUGCUUCCAGCUCGGCAAAUCAGACCCCGUUUGCGGCCCUUGUAG